UUUGCAACGAACUUGCAUGCAAUUUGAAUGAAACAGGGAGAGCAGAAAAAAUUUAUAAUUUGUUUUUAUUAUUUUUAUUGCCCCAAAAAGUGCUUAAAAUUCAGUGAAAAUACUUUUAAAACACUGUGUAAAGAUUCACAGAGCUCUUAAAUAUCUAAUAACGUUGAAAUAUAGGUGAAAAGUGUGUGGAAUAAUAGUGAAAAUUGUGUUUGUUUUGUUUGGUUGAUGGAAGUUGAUGAAUCCAGAAGGAGAGUAUCAACAAAAAUGAAGAAACUGAGUAACCUGGCCACUGAAGGACGCAUCUUCCUGGUUAAGAUGUACUACUAUCACCAUAUGAAUGUGGAUUAUGUGAAAAAUGCCUACAAAUUGUCGUAUGAAGGAGUAGAAGUGCCAUCGGAGGAAGCAAUCCUGGCAGCAGUGUCUCUAUUUGAGACCACAGGAUCAAUUCACAUUUCCCAGGAUUUCUGCAAAGAGAGCACCUUUGAAAUUGUCCAGGUGGAAGACAGUGAUGUGCCGUUGGAUGUAAAAACCGAGCCAGAAGAUGAAGAUUCAUGCAAACCUGAAGUUGUUUAUCUUCCGGAAGGUUCUUCAGGUUCUGCAGAAAUGCCAAAUUCUCCCUUUGAGACUCUGGAUGAGAUCAAGGAGGAGAAUGUCAAGAGUAAUGUAAAACAGAGAAAAGUCAAAAAGAAAUCCCUGGUCGGUGAAGCAUCUCAAGAGACUCUCUUUUGUUCAGAAUGCGAUCUCAGCUUCAAGACAAAGUUCUGGCUGAAGAAGCAUCUCCAGAGGACUCACAUCCACAAGAAAUUUACCUGUUCAAGGUGCAAUAAAAAAUACGUGUCUCAAGCUAAUUUCGAUGGUCACCAGAAAGCUUGCCAGGGGAAGUCAGAAGAAGUCUUCUUGUGUCCAGUGGAGGGCUGUGGAAGAACCCUGAAAACAAAAUCCACUCUCAAGACGCAUCAGCGCAUCCAUACAUCCAGGGAUUUUAUCUGUGAAGUUUGUGGCGGGAGAUUUCUCACCCAAAGACUUCUUACCAUUCACAUGGUCAUUCACACGGGUAUAAAGCCCUUUGAGUGUGAUAUUUGUUUUAAGAAGUUCACAGCCAAAAGCACCCUCAAGACGCACAUUCGUUACCACACAGGAGAACGUCCAUAUAAAUGUGAUUUCUGUGAAUCCGCCUUUGUGGAUCGCCAGACAAUGAUUGUCCACAGGCGACAGCACACCGGAGAACAGCCCUUCAGUUGUCCCUAUGAGAAUUGCAACAGAUUCUUCAAGCAGAAACAGAACCUCAGGAGCCAUCUCAAACACAUCCACAACGUCCAGCCGAAGCCCAAUGCUAAAAAACCCUCCAAAUAUUGAGAAAUUCUUGGUAAGUUUGCUUCUUGCAAUAUAAUUUUUCUUUCUCGUACUCUUGCUGGGAUUUUACAGUACCCGGAGGGAAUGUUAGGCGCAAAUUAUCUUUUUAUCUCGAUUAGGGCACGUUUAUACUAAGUUUAAAAAAAAUCCUAAGCUUGCUUGUAAAUGAGUUUAUUCUAAAAAAAAUAAAUUGAGUUAUUCACGAUGGAAAAUCUCUCAUGGCGGUUUGUUUCUGAAAUAAAAUCUGUUAUAAUAUUCCCGAAUAGUUCCCAAAUAUGUCUUGGCUAAAAUGAAAAGUCUAAAAGGCUUUCUGUUUUACUUUGAAAUGUUACAAUUUACUUACAGACUCUCUCAAAUUCGGGCAUUUGGGACCGAAAUGUCAACCGAAUUAGAUAGAAAUUCGGGCGACAAACUUUUUGAAAUGCAACGAUUUUUUAUUCAUGUGCAUAUAUAUUGAGUUUACACACUCAUAUAU
Phlebotomus papatasi is the source of this 1828-nucleotide messenger RNA. Its product is annotated as zinc finger protein 32-like. Lineage: Eukaryota; Metazoa; Arthropoda; Insecta; Diptera; Psychodidae. Gene Ontology annotation, biological process: regulation of transcription by RNA polymerase II. The record is from RefSeq and is a predicted model, not a curated record. Gene Ontology annotation, molecular function: RNA polymerase II cis-regulatory region sequence-specific DNA binding; DNA-binding transcription factor activity, RNA polymerase II-specific. Gene Ontology annotation, cellular component: nucleus. The coding region runs from base 226 to 1356 and encodes 376 amino acids. The transcript has a single exon.